CAUAUCCCUCGACCAGGUUUUUGAAAUCGGCUAGUAGAGGACGUACAACGUGGCAAUACUUAAAUGUCGUAAUGUGCCCUGCUGGUAUUUUGUGGCCAGGUACCAACGGAUUAAAUAAGGGACUACUCGAUUACUUACGCGAUUAAAAGGGGUCAGGAGUGACAUGACAUGACGACACCAUGUCUGGUGGCGUUCAUUUCUGUUUUCAUUCUCUGCUCUACGCCAGGGUCAAGGUCUCAGACGACUCUGAUGACAACGCCAUCCCCACUAGCGCAUGACGUAUUUUUCCUGAUCGACUGCAGCGAGUCUGUAGGGCAGGCCAACUUCCAGGCACUCUUGAACCAGAUCUUGGACGUCUACAUCAAACAAUGGCCGAUAGGAGAGGAUCAGGUACGUGUAGGUGUGAUAGCCUUCUCCACGACCUUCACCAUGGUUGCUUUAACUGGCAACCUCACACAGCUGGAGCAGCAGGUCCCUACCCUGUUCUAUGAGGGACGAGGCACCAACACGUAUAUAGCUUUUGAUCAAGCUAGGACUUCACUGAUGUCUAGCAGACAACCUGGCAGACAGCAACACGUGAUCGUCAUUACAGAUGGAGUGUCAAGGUUUCCAUCGGUCACCAAAGCUAACGCUGAGAAGCUCCGGAACGACGGGGUGGACAUGUGGGCCAUUGGCGUGGGUGGGGACUUCAGGGUGCUGGAACUGGCGUGGUACACAGGGGACAUCCUCCACGUCUCCGCCACCCCCACGUUCGGCGUCCUGCCGGAUAUAGGCAUCAACAUUCCAGUGGUCCAAACCACAACAGCGCCACCUGUCAUCACCCCAACAAGUGUCACCAGCAGCGACAUUCUGGCAUCGUCGUCCAGGUCUAGCCUGAUUACUUCCCUUGGGGCGACAACCGGAACACAAGCCCCUACGUCAUCAACCGGACCUACGUCAUCAACCGGACCUACGUCAUCAACACUGCAGUCUACCGGCUUUGCAUCCGUUUCGUCAUCUUUCGCUCAGAGCCCAACCACCAAUCUACAACCCUCGCAGACGGUCAUUCAAGGAACAUCUUCUUCCGCUCAGAGUGGAUUACUGAACCCAACCACCACUGUAGUGCAGAACCCAACCACCAGUGGAGUACAGAGAGCAACCACCAAUCUUCCACCAGCACCAUCUACGACCAGUUUCGAAACGUCAGCGUCGCUUGUUGGAUCGACGUCCACUGCACAAAUCUCGUCUUCAAAAACGUCAAACCUCGCUAGUUCAGUAGGGGCGACAACUGGAUACAUCUCAAGUUCUCCGAUUUCUCCACCUUCCCCGUCAUCUCUGCAAGCUUCAGCCUCCCAAAUCAGCUCUUCUACACCAACCUCACCAGUCAACCCAACACCAUCGAGCACAACCUUCCAGAACUCUCAACUCACCUUAUCAGCAUCCCAGCAACCCCCUGCUCCCACCUCUACACUCAACCCUUCUUCUCCCCAAAGCUCAUCUAUGUUGACUACCGGUAAAUUAUCCAGCACGGCUACCAUCAUCUCACAACAGACAACGCAGACCACACUAAUUAACCCUUCAUUACCCACCACACUAAUUAACCCUUCAUCCCCCACAAACUUUCCAGCCUCCACCACAGUCCCCAUCCUAACAACCCCACCCACCACUGGAAUACCCACCACGGGAUUCACCACAACCCCACAGCUUUCCCGCACAACACUUUCGCCAUCCACCACCGUCUUCAACUCACCAACUGCAUCAACCACCGUCUUCAACUCACCAACUGCAUCCACCACCGUCUUCAACUCACCAACUGCAUCAACCACCGUCUGGAUAUCCGCCUCUAGAACCACGACACUGUCCCCCAUCACAAUGUCCACGUUAGCGCCUUCAUCGUCCAGACUUCCGUCGAGUCUGAGCACCACUGCAACAACGCCGAUGAGGUCGUCAAGAAUGUCCUCCAGCGCGUGGCAUACGACACACACGGUGCAGCCAAGUUACACGUCAUCAAUCAUCCCAACCCCAACACAGUCCCACUGGCCUUCCUCCACAGACGUGCCUAUAAACAGGGGCGUCCUUGACGACGGAAGUACCAACUUUGAUGAUCUUGAAAACGCUGGUAUCUGCUGCGGUGCUGUGGCCAGGAGCGGGUUCGGAUACGUCUCGCACCCCACUGACCUCGACAAGUACAUCCAGUGUCACAGGUCACAGAACAAGGUCACGGCCGCUGUCAGGACAUGUCCUAUAGGACAAAGCUGGAGCCAGGACUGGCUUAAAUGUGUCAAUCCCUGGUCCAGCUGUGAGGAUGCGUGUAGAAGAAAAGAAGACGGCCUCACAUACAAGAUGGCCGGCAAAUGUGGGUUAUACUGGGAAUGUUCAAAUGGACUUUCAGUGGUCAGAAGUUGUAGACCACAGGAGGCUUACGUGGCAAAUCGAGGCUGUGUCUAUCAGCCAAACUGCAAAUACAUCAACAUCAAGUCCGAUGCUUGCGGUGGAUCGGAUGUGUGUGACCUAAAGCCACUGCGGUACAAUGCUGGCUACAAAAUAAAGCUGAACGUUGGUUGGGCUGCCAUUCCUUGCUUGUACCAUACCCAGUUUGAUUUGGCCUCCUGUUCGUGUAGACCAAAGCACAGUUUUUACAAAGACUGCAGAUGGGCAGCUUCAUUAGGCCCCACAACUAAAAUCUCCAACAAUAGAAACAACAAUAGCAACAGCACUGACCUAGACACAAACCAGCAUAUGAUGAUGUAUAUAUCGGAGUCCUCGUUCAGACCUUUUGCCUUAAAGUUCCAGUUCAGGACCGUAGCAGGGCGAGAGGAAGUGAUUUUACAGUCAAAAGAGUGUGACCAAGGGGGACAACUAGUUGUCUCUGCAGACAAUGUAACAAUCAACGUACAGAUAUUUUCAGAUGCAGAUGAUUCUCUGGAAGCAUCGCUGCCACUAGAGGGAUUAGAAGGGGAGUGGCUUGAGGUGACAGUUGUAUACUCCAGGGGUGAGCUGUCUAUAGAGGUCACUGGGGGAGACCUAACAUACACCUCAUUCACUAAAGGUGGACCUCUUAUUCAGUUUGGACUUUGUGGUUGGGAUUUCGGAACUUCCGGUGUUCUUGAAGGAAUGUCCGAUUUUACAGGUGAAAUUAGACAGAUGCAAAUGUCAAGAUGCUUUCAACAAGGAUUUUAAAUUUUCUAACAAGUCUCAAAAUGGAAGCUUGAAAUUUUCCUGUUAUUCUCAACAAAGAUUUUAAAAUCUAACAAGUCUCAAAAUGGAAGCUGCUUGUUCCUUUAUGUUUUCCUGUUAUUUUCCGGUUAGACUAGAAUUUUGUUGGCACAUAGUUUAUUUACUUUCAAAUACUGGUACACUGAUCAAAUUGUAAAUUAAAUUUUUUAUAAAUUUGAAUUCUGGUUGAAUAUGUGUAGUAUAUUCCAGUUUUAAUGUGAUUUUAGUCACUUAAAAAUACCAAAUUAA
Molecule: messenger RNA, 3444 nt
Organism: Physella acuta
Lineage: Eukaryota; Metazoa; Mollusca; Gastropoda; Physidae
Cellular component (GO): extracellular region
Molecular function (GO): chitin binding
Source: RefSeq, a predicted model, not a curated record